GUCUUGGCAGCUGUGGUCUAGGUUAGACGUCUCACGCAGAAGACGCGGAAAGCAAGGAGCUCCACAAUCCGCUCUGAUGGGGCCAGCGACUUCCUAGGCAUUUAACGUCUAUACAUGAGAAUAUGGCCAGUGGAGAUGACGAUCUGAUUGGCAUUCCGUUCCCGAACCACAGCAGCGACGUUCUUUGCGGACUCAACGAGCAAAGACACGAUGGUCUGCUCUGCGAUGUUAUCCUCAUUGUGCAGGACCAGGAAUACAGGACUCACAAAUCCGUACUGGCCGCCUGCAGCAAAUAUUUCAAAAAGCUUUUCACCGCCGGCUCGUUAGUGGAGCAGCCUUACAUUUACGAGAUUGACUUUGUCAAGCCCGACGCGUUCUCCGCCAUACUGGAAUUUGCCUACACGUCGACUCUCACCAUAACGACGUCCAACGUGAAGCACAUCCUGGAUGCAGCGGAGAUGCUGGAGAUCCAGUGUAUUAUUAAUGUAUGCCUCGAGAUCCUGGAGACACCUCGAGACGGAGAAGACGAUGACAAAGAGGAGGAGGAGGAGGACGAUGAUGAUGACGGAGACGAUGAAGCAAAAGAUUUCAUGACCCAGGAAAACCAAAUGAACAUUCAGGAAAGCAGCUGCCACCAAAGUCCUACUAAUUCAGAUCAUGCAGAAGACUCCUACCACGAAACACGAAAGGACUUUUCAACUCAUUGCUCAACCACCUCCCAUUCUUCUGGCCACCAAAGCGCCAUAAAGGAUUUCUCAAUAGAGUCGUUACUAAGCGAAAACCUGUAUCCCAAAAAUAACGUCGCUGACCGGAGGCCGGCCAUUUCACAUUUUAUACCCGGUUAUUUUCCCCAUCUUUGGAACGGAGACCUGGGGGCUUUCUCCCAACUCAAAGACCAGCAAGCGGACAAUGUCCCCCUAGACCUUGUGAUAAAGAACAGGAAAAUUAAGGUGGAGGAACACGAUGACUUAGCAGCCAUCCCCUUCCCCAACGACUUUUUCAAGGAAACAUUUCUCAACCAUUCACCCGAUCACUUUGGACCCAUUAAGGCAGAGAUGGACUACAGCGCUUAUCUCAGCUUUCUUAGCGCGGCUCACUUGGGUAUGUUUCCUCCAUGGCCUUUGGAAGAAGAGCGAAAGAUCAAACCAAAGGCUUCUCAACAAUGUCCCAUCUGCCAUAAAGUGAUCAUGGGGGCCGGGAAACUUCCAAGACACAUGAGGACUCAUACGGGAGAAAAGCCAUACAUGUGUAACAUCUGCGAGGUCCGAUUCACCAGGCAGGACAAGCUGAAGAUUCACAUGCGGAAGCACACCGGAGAGAGGCCCUAUCUCUGCAUCCACUGCAACGCCAAAUUCGUGCACAACUACGAUCUGAAGAACCACAUGCGCAUCCACACGGGGGUCCGGCCGUACCAGUGCGAGUUCUGUUACAAGAGCUUCACGCGGAGCGAUCACCUCCACCGCCAUAUCAAGAGACAGAGCUGCCGGGUUUCUCGGCCCAGGAGAGGCAGAAAGCCGGCGGCUUGGAGGACGGCCAGCCUGCUCUUUGCCCACAACGGCCGCCAAGAAGAGGACAAUUUCUCCAUGAUGGCGGACAGAGGCGGCCAUCAUUCCGGCGGAGCCGUGUACCUCCCGGGUCCCGGCCGUAACCAUUUUAUCGACGAGCCCCGAAACAUCAUUAACCUGCAAGACUUGGAAAAGCGUUUUGAGGGGUCCCAGAUCAAGCUGCUGGCCGGGGGGGACCUGGAGCCAGCGAGGAGCAGGGGCCACUUUAAUUUUGGCUUGGCCCAGACCGACGCCGUCGCCCCAAGUCCGUUCUACACUGGAUCAGACUCGUGGAGCGUUACUUUAAAUCAGACGUCGAUUGCAGAGGCGGCCGAUUAAACGACUCGUUUCAUGAGAAUUUUCUUUUUUUUUGUGGAUUUGCUUUUUUAUGUAAAAUCUAAACAAAAACCAAUAUAUAUAUACAUUGUAACUUCCGGUUGCAGAUUCAUUCCAAAGAAAUUAUUGUCAUGUCUGUAGUUAAACCCAAAUAAGCAUGUAUGACUUCGGUGAUAAUUUAUGCUCUAAUUGGGGAGGACCUGGGGUUGUAGUUUAGACGCUCCGGAACACGGCGUUUAUUUUGGACAAUAGGCUUUUGUUAAGCUUCUGCGCAUGUAUGUUACGAACCACACGCUGUACCACAUGGAUCCCCUUCCGUGUUCAUGCGCAGGCAACACACG
Spea bombifrons (plains spadefoot toad) is the source of this 2221-nucleotide messenger RNA. It is a transcript of the gene ZBTB7C, whose product is annotated as zinc finger and BTB domain containing 7C. Gene Ontology annotation, biological process: regulation of transcription by RNA polymerase II. Gene Ontology annotation, molecular function: protein binding; DNA-binding transcription factor activity, RNA polymerase II-specific; RNA polymerase II cis-regulatory region sequence-specific DNA binding. The transcript is spliced from 3 exons. The record is from RefSeq and is a predicted model, not a curated record. Bases 123 to 1883 code for a protein of 586 amino acids. Lineage: Eukaryota; Metazoa; Chordata; Amphibia; Anura; Pelobatidae.